UAAUGUCGGAAACAGUUAUCGUCGGUACUGUGGCAAACAGAGGAUGCAUUCCGAAUCUCGACACCGAAGGAGUAUUUUUAAAACCCCUGGUAAAAUCAAGUUACAGAGGUUCGAACUGGGCCAGUAAUUUAUCCCCAUUCGAAAGACUAAGCGCACACCAAACCUUGGCAAGUGCUAGAAGAUUUAUUUAUUUUCGACCAUUCCCUGGCACGAUCCCUUCGGAUGAACUGGACUUCAUAUUGACUGCCCAGUACAACCAUACCAGCGAAACUUUUGCCGAUAAACAAGACACUGUUCUGCAGCCGGAAACAGUCAACAAAAGCUCUUGGAAACGUUUAAGAAAUACAUCUGAUAUAAGAGAAAGUAAACAUGCAAUUUCUGGUCCAGAAUUCGAAAGUGUUAAGUAUGGUAGUAAAUCGUUAAACAGGGUGAAACUACCAUACAGAUACAACAAUGCUCAUCCAGUUAUGAUAGGAGGUAUUGCCGCGAAGAAGCAUCCGAGCAGUGUAAAGUUGCUCAUUUCAUCUCAUCAUUCACCUUUGAGUAACGCUGGCUAUUCAAGACAGCCUCAAGAUGGAACGCUGUUUCAGUACUAA
Brassicogethes aeneus is the source of this 596-nucleotide messenger RNA. Lineage: Eukaryota; Metazoa; Arthropoda; Insecta; Coleoptera; Nitidulidae. The record is from the annotation of a GenBank genome assembly.